Messenger RNA from Nothobranchius furzeri (turquoise killifish), 2709 nucleotides. It is a transcript of the gene ccdc92bb, whose product is annotated as coiled-coil domain containing 92Bb. NCBI's taxonomy places the organism in Eukaryota, Metazoa, Chordata, Actinopteri, Cyprinodontiformes, Nothobranchiidae. The record is from RefSeq and is a predicted model, not a curated record.
GGUGGCACUAAUCACCCGUCAUACAGCGCUUUGUUGUGAGCGCAGCGCCGCACUGCACGUAAAAUCGGAAGGUUAAGAGAAGGUUAUUUCUAAUCAGCCUGCUUCUCCUGCAGGAUUCAUUCAGAAUUUGCAAAAUACAGGCAGUGAGGCAGCUCGCCACGCAUGCAACGAGGAAACGAGGGUCGUUUGCUCCAUUUCCGCUGCAGCAAGGACAGAGGCACCGGUCGGAGGUCCAUGAGAGGCUCUCUGGAGAAGACACAGCUUCAGCAUCACAGUUGUGUGGAGGAGGUUGAACCAUGGAUGGAGGGAGGCUGGAGCAGCAGGUGGCCAGUGUAGAGAGGGGGAUCAUCUUCCUGAAGCAGGAACACCUGGUCAUGCUGACCGGGCUUCAGCUGGAGAUCUCACACCUGAAGAGGCGCUGUCACGAGCUGAGCUGUGAGCUGGACUCCAGGUUUCCUGACAGAAACGCGACAGAGGAGGAAGAAGAGUUGGCAAAUCGCUGUGAGGCUGCAGAGCGCCUCCUGGAGCGCCAGCAGUGCGUGAUGGUCACGGCACGUGGGGAGCUGCGAGUCAGCCAGGCUCGAGCUUUUGCACUCGGAAGGAGCCUCAAGGAGGAAGAACGACGCUUCCUGGAGGAGCUAAAGCGCCGCAGUCACAAGAUCACGCUGCUGAAUCAAGAGCUUCAACACCAAAAUGUUGUAACGACGACCCUCCAUCACGAACUUCACGUUGCACGGUUAAAACUCUUCCAGCAGCACCAAAGCGCAGGUGCUGCUGCAGGAGGAGAGGAGGAAGGCAGAGGUAAUGAGGAGGAAGAAGAGGAGGACGAGGAAGAUGGAGACUCGGAAUGGCUCUUGUCUCCACAUCCUCCUGCCUCAUUGAACCAAUCAGAGACGAGACACAGGAGGAGCGUCAGUGUGAGGGAAGAACGGGUGAGAGCCUGCAUCCCACAGGAGAGAGUGACAUACCCACAGAGGCCACACUCCAUGCCUGACCCAGCCCUCUUCCUGGUGCCACUCAGGUACCGCCUCCUUCGCUUGAGCCAGCCAAUAGGAUCACAGGAUGAGGAUGGUGGAGAGGAUGAGUGGGAGGACAUAGAGGACAACAGGGUCCACAGGAGGGUGGACAUGGGAGCAGGGGAGGGAGAAACUGCUCUCUGACAAAAGUCUCUGCAGGUGUCCAACAGCUUCGGUUUUAGAGGUUUCCGUGGAGACAGAUGUAACUUUGUGAUUGUCUGUAGGUUCCAGAUUGUUUGUUACUUUUCUAGCUAACACAUUUAGAUCCAUCCAUCUAUUUUCUUCCGCUUAUCCGGAGUCGGGUCGCGGGGGCAGCAGCCUAAGGCGAGAGGCCUAGACUUCCCUCCCCCCAGCCACUUGGGCCAGCCCCUCCGGGGGAAUCCCAAGGUGGUCCCUGGCCAGGUGAGAGACAUAGUCCCUCCACCGUGUCCUGGGUCUACCUUUAGGUCUCCUCCCGGUUGGACGUGCCCGGAAAACCUCACCAGGGAGGCGUCCAGGAGGCAUCCUGACCAGUUGCCUGAGCCACCUCAACUGGCUCCUCUCGAUGUGGAGGAGCAGCGGGUCUACUCCGAGCCCCUCACGAAUGACCAAGCUUCUCACCCUACCUCUAAGGGAGAGCCCAGCCACUCUUCGGAGAAAACUCAUUUCGGCUGUAACGGAAUGAAAUGACUGUUUUCCACCUAAAGUAAUUUUCCCCCUCUCCUCUGACACAGAACUAGUCAGCAGGAGAUAUGGCCUCAAGGUCUCAUGCAUUUGUUAACUGCUUCUUUCCAGCUCAACAGAAGAAUGAAGAAUGGACUCUCUCCUUUUAAUAAAUUAAAGAACUCUAUUUUUAAUAAAGCUAAUCAAACAGUUAGUCAAUAAUAAGAUGUGAUCAAUCUGUGAAAUCAAAAUAUUAAUUACUUUAUUAUAAUCCUGUAGAAUAUAAUAAGUAAUAUGACUUUAUAUGUUCCACUAGGACUGGUCUCACGUAGCGUUAAAAGCGUCGACAUAAUAUACGUGACACAUUGCUUUCACUGAUCCAAUCAGAAUCUGCCAGAUCUGACGGAGGCGUGGUUUUGGUGGUGCUUGGUGAAUCUGUCAUCUUUUCAUUCGACCAUAAACCAAAACAUCCGAAGUAUAAAACUAUGCCAGAGUCAUCUUUAACGCAGUUCAAAGCUUUCUAGAGAAGUUGUCCAAGUGGCCAUUCCGUAACUUUCCUCUUCAGCCAAAUGAACCAACGACAAGCUGGAUAAAAUCUGUUGCUGUUCCAACUGCUGCAACGGUUCCUUUCAGAAUAAAAGCUGAACCAUCAUGACCCGGGUUUGGGUCUCGCUAGAAGCCAUCAAAACUGUCGUGACCCGGAAGUAUCUCAAGACUGGUGGUCGGCUGCCGUGGCUGCUUCUGCAGGCUUCGGCUCCAUAUAGGUUUAGCUGGGCCUUUAUACCUCCUGAUCUAACGGGGACUUCUGCUAAGGGUACGUAGACUGACAGAAUGGCGUCGAAUGAGUUUAUGAAUCUCCUAACCAAAGCUUAGCGUGAAGACAUCACCUUCGUUUCCCAUCAGAACUAAUCGCUUCUUUGUAUUUGCUGGUUCUGAGCAACAUUCCACACUACACCAUUCUCUGUCUCAUUCACCUUAGUUACACCAUACAUUUAGUGUUUCAGUUAGUCUAGUUCUAAUUUGAUUAGUAAUAAAUCUUUAAACUUUUAAA